AUGUCUACCAAGUGUUCGAUAAAAGUCUUCAAUGGCAAAACAAGGUUAAAGAAACUUGACACAGCAAGAGUUACACCUUGCUGUGACAAACAGAAAUUGAUCAAAGGUUUGUAUAGUUCUUGCCGUGCUCUGAGCAAGCCAAAGCAACUCAGACACAACAAGAUCUGUACAUUCAAACAUAACAGCAUAAGAGAUGAAACACGUAGGCUAUCAAGUGUUGAUAAACAUGUUUUGAUUUCUUCACCUAAAGUUAAUCACAACUCGAUUGAAACUCUCAUUGGCUCCAACUACACCAAAUGGAGGGAAGAUGUGGAAAUUGCUCUAGGAUUGCUGGACUAUGCGAUGGCUAUUGAAGAAGAUGCUCCUGCAGAACCAAAUGCAGAUGCAUCUGCUGGAGCGAAAUCAAAAUAUGCAAAAUGGGUCAAGGCAAACAAAAUGGCUAUUCUAAUCAUGAGAAAGUCAAUUUCACCAUCUAUCAGGGGAAGCAUUACAUCAUGUAAUAAUGCCAAGAAGUUUAUUGAUUCCAUUGGGGAAAAGUUUCAGGAAUCAGAAAAGGCUGAGAUUGGAACUCUAAUGGGACAGCUUACUGAUACAAAAUACAAUGGGGAAAGAUGUGUGAGAACACACAUACUAAACAUGCUGGAAAUUGGGAACAAACUGAAGGCACUCAAAGUCAAUGUGGAUGAAACAAUGAUGGUGCAUUUUGCUAUAAAUUCUCUGCCUAGUACUUUCAAGCAUCUAAGAAGCACAUAUGUAGCUCACAAGGAGAAGUGGACAAUAACUGACCUUAUAAGUAUUUGUGCGCAAGAAGAACAAAAUAUGAAGAAAGAUAAGGCUGAAGAAAAGAUUAAUAUGGUUCAGAACAACUUCAAAAGGGAUUUUGGAAAAGGCAAAAACGUUGGGAAGAAAAACAAGGAAGAAAAGGAAACUAAAGGACUGAAACUAGAAGGACUCAAGUGCUAUUUCUGCAAGAAGUUUGGCCAUAUGAAGAGGAAUUGCUACAGGUACAAGCGUUGGUUGGAUAAGCAAAAGGCUAAAGGUAAGACUGAUCAAGUAUAUGUUUGUUUUGAGACUAAUGCAAUUGAGAUUUCUUCAGAUUCAUGGUGGUUAGAUAGUGGUGCAUCAGUUCAUGUGGCUAAUUCCUUGCAGGGGUUCAAAACAAAGAGGCUGCCAAGCAAGGCUGAGAUGAAGGUGUUCGUGGGAAAUGGAGAAAGAGUCAAGGUGGAAUACAUUGGAUUAGCUAGGAUUGAGUUAGAAUCUGGUUUUGUUUUGGAAUUAGUAGAUGUAGUUUAUAUUCCUUCUAUGAAAAGGAAUCUUAUUUCAGUUAGCAAGUUUGUAAAGUCAAACUUACAGUUUGAGUUUGAUGAGUCUGGGUUCUCCAUUUUUAGAAAUAAAGUUAUGAUUGGUAAUGGUUUUCUAAAUGAUGGAAUGUUUCGAUUAAACUGCAAACCAAAUCCCAGCACUGGAAAUCUAAGCAUCAAUGUGAUAAGCACUAAAAGAAAAGCAGAAAAAGAAGAAUCUUAUAAACUUUGGCACAAGAGAUUAGGACAUGUCUCAGCUGAAAGAAUGAAUUUGCUUAACAAAGAAAAUCUGUUGCCACCACUUAACCACCAUGACAAAGACAGUGUUUGCAUAGAAUGUGUUAAAGGAAAAUUGACAAAUUUGAGAAAGAAAGGUGCUACAAGAAGUGAAAAAGUGAUGGAAAUCAUACAUACAGACAUUUGUGGUCCUUUUCCCACUCAAACACAUGAUGGUUUUAAGUAUUUCAUAACCUUCACAGAUGAUUACUCUCGAUAUGGUUAUGUGUACUUAAUAUCUGAAAAAUCCAAUGCACUGGACAUGUUCAAAGUCUAUAAAGCAGAAGUGGAAAACCAGUUGGAUUCAAAAAUCAAAGUAGUAAGGUCGGCCAGAGGAGGAGAAUUUUAUGGUAAAUUUGAUGAGAGAGGAAGGAACCCUGGACCUUUUGCCAAAUUUCUACAAGAAGAAGGUAUAGUGGCUCAAUACACUAACCCAGGCACACCACAACAAAAUGGAGUGGCAGAGAGACGAAAUAGGACCUUGAUUGAGAUUAUUAGGAGCCUAAUGUGCUGCACAAAGCUUCCAAAAUUUCUUUGGGGAAAGGCUUUAAAAACUGCAAAUUAUUUGCUAAAUCGAAUUCCUACCAAAAGUGCAGACAAAAUUCCUUAUGAAACAUGGUGCAAUAGAAAGCCUAGUCUCUCACAUCUUAAAAUCUGGGGAAGUAAGGCAGAGGCAAAGUUCUACAAUCCAAUGGAAAGGAAACUAGAUUCCAAGACAUUAAGCUGUUUUUUCAUUGGAUAUCCGGAUAGAACAAAGGGGUACAGGUUCUAUUGUCCCAACAACAGCACAAGAUUCAUGGAAACUCAAAGAGCUAUUUUUAUUGAAGAUGAAAUUGAAUAA
Molecule: messenger RNA, 2418 nt
Organism: Prunus armeniaca (apricot)
Lineage: Eukaryota; Viridiplantae; Streptophyta; Magnoliopsida; Rosales; Rosaceae
Source: the annotation of a GenBank genome assembly